Molecule: messenger RNA, 1164 nt
Organism: Xylona heveae TC161
Lineage: Eukaryota; Fungi; Ascomycota; Xylonomycetes; Xylonales; Xylonaceae
Product: terpenoid synthase
Exons: 4
Coding region: 1-1164 (387 amino acids)
Biological process (GO): isoprenoid biosynthetic process
Molecular function (GO): prenyltransferase activity
Source: RefSeq, a predicted model, not a curated record
AUGGUUUCGGAAAAUUUGAGAUCUCCAAACGCCAUCCCUCCCCGCACCAGCUCAAACGGGCUCGGGAACGGUACGACGAUCGCCGCAAAGCCCGUAUUGCGACCCGUCUCCGAAGCCGACUGGAUCUCUCAGGGCAAGAGGCUUCACCCAACCUCUCCACACGCAACCAGCCCGACGACAGCUUCACCAGCUGCUCAAGGGCCUGCUAAAUUAUCUCCAGGCCGUGAACCGCCAACGUCAUUCGGGGAUGACUUGAUCUACAGUAGCCGACCAUCAUGGAGCAACGAGAAGGAAAAGAUUCUUGUCGGCCCCUUUGACUACCUCUUUGGACAUCCCGGCAAAGAUGUUCGCAGCCAUCUCAUCGCGGCGUUCAACGCCUGGCUCAGGGUGCCCGAUGAGAGCCUGGAGGUGAUUACCAAAGUCGUGGGCAUGCUCCACACGGCUUCUCUCUUGGUCGACGAUGUCGAAGAUUCAUCCCAACUGCGCCGCGGAAUUCCAGUCGCGCAUAGCAUAUUCGGUACGGCCCAGACAAUAAAUUCAGCAAACUACGUCUACUUUUGCGCUCUACGGGAGCUGCAGAAGCUCAAGAGCCCGCGCGCAAUCGACAUCUUCACCGAGGAGCUGCUCAAUCUCCAUCGCGGCCAGGGCAUGGAUCUCUUCUGGCGCGACACCUUGACCUGCCCCUCGGAAGAAGACUAUCUAGAAAUGGUUGCCAACAAGACCGGAGGCCUCUUCAGACUGGCCGUGAAGUUGAUGCAAGCCGAGAGCGACUCCAGCAAAGACUGCGUUCCCCUCGUAAACACAAUCGGUCUGCUCUUCCAAAUCCGCGACGACUACCUCAACCUGUCAAGCACGGCGUAUACACAAAAUAAGGGGCUCUGCGAAGACCUGACUGAAGGCAAAUUCUCCUUCCCCAUCAUCCACAGCAUCCGAUCGGAUCUGGAAAACCUUCAGCUGCUCAACAUCCUCAAGCAGCGCACCCAAGACGACCAAGUCAAGCGCUAUGCCGUCUCGUACAUGCAGUCCACUGGCACCUUUGCCUACUGCCGCGCCGUCCUCGCCGAGCUCACGACUAAAGCGAACAACCUCGUCGACGCGCUCGAUCAGGGUGAAGGGCUCGGCGCCAGCAUCAAAGCCAUUGUGGACAAGAUGGCUGUCGACUGA